This is a messenger RNA of Dentiscutata erythropus, 2466 nucleotides long. The record is from the annotation of a GenBank genome assembly. Lineage: Eukaryota; Fungi; Glomeromycota; Glomeromycetes; Diversisporales; Gigasporaceae.
GACUUGGCUGAACAGAAAAAAUAUGAAAGUGGCAAAAAAGUCGUUCUUUUCACAUCUCCUGAAUUUGCAGAGACGACAACCCAAGAAAAAGUUGAAAUAGAUGAUUCUGUAGAAGUGAAUAGGGUUAAUACGAAUCAACAAAUUGCAAUAUCAACCUCUGUAUCAACACAAGUCGGUGAAAAUAUUGAUCCAUAUAUUAUGAAAGAGUCUACUAACCCAAUAUCAACAGGUCAAAAUAGUCAAGAUAAAAAUGACGAAUUGUAUCAUCAACGUUCUUCUACAGAACAGCAACAAGGAUUAUCUACAAGUAAUCCGAAUACACCAUCCACUGAUACGCCAAAGAGCAAGGAGAAAAAAGGAAUAUUUAAUAAGUUAUUUAAAUUUAAUAAAAAGAAAGCUACGCAACCUAAACAACAAAACAAUAAUAGGUCCAGAUCUAAUUCACAGUCUCCUCAGUUUAAUCCUCAACAACAAAUACAACAAAACUCUCAUAAUCAAGCUUCUCAGGAAUACCAUGUUCUUCGCGUUUUUGCUGGUCAAAAUUUACCUACCAAUUUCGAUUCUAAAAUUGUAUUAUUAAAUAAAUCUUCAAAUACAACUUCUCUUAUAAAACAAGCGAUACAUAGAUUUAAAUUAGAUGAUGAAAACUUUGAUAAUUAUUAUAUUUCUAUAAAAGAAAUAAAUAAGGAUGAGAAAAUUUUAAUGCCAGACCAAAUUCCACUUGAUAUUUUCUCCUCGUUAAUUUCAUCUUAUUCAACUACAAUACCAUCUAUUAAGAGAUCAUCAGUUUCAUCAACUCUUUCAAAUAUAUCUGAUGAUGAAUCAAUCAAGAGACUACAAUUAUAUGAUGGUCUAAAUACUGUUUGUUUAUGUUUAAAUAGAAAAGCAAAACUUGGUGAAAAGAAAUUGCGUGUUCGUGUUCUUAUUUAUUUGGACGAUUUACCUGUUCGUCUUCGACCUACAAAAGUUACCGAAUCUCGUGUAUCUAUGUCUGUACCUAAGCAUCUUGCCGAAAAGGCUGCAAGAAGACGUUCAAAAGAAGAAGCAAAAGCAAAAGAAAAAACCUUGAUCGUGCCAGCGAAUGCAACCGCUAGACAAGUUAUAGAAAAAACGAUGGCCAAAAUGGAUAUCACUGAAGGCAUUGUUGACGAUGGUGAAAGAGUACAUGAUAACGAUGAAAGAUUACGUUAUCAACUUAUGAUUAUAGUUGAUGGUGAAGAAAAACUUGUUAAUCCAAAUAUUAAUAUAGUUGCGGUCUACUCAUCACCACCGGAUAUUCGACAUUUUUCAAUGGAUUCGAUAGAUUCGGCAUCAUCUUUGGCAUUAGAUUAUCGUCCUGAUGAGUCUAUAUUUGUUUUAAGACUUUUAAGACAAGAAGAACGGCAGCAACGUGCAAUGCCAUCAGUUGAAGAAGUAAAACGUUAUACUCAAGAUGUUAGGACAGCAGAAUUAAGAAUUAAUCAGGAAUUAAAGGAUAAAGAAGAUGAAGUAUCGAAAAAAGAGCUUAUUGAACGACAACGUCAAUAUAGUCAAGCAAAGCAAAGAUCUAUUAUUUCGGCACGGAAAAAUCAAGAACAAGGUGUCGAUAUUGUUACUGAUAUGGGUUCUAUUCGAAGUUCACGUGUUUUUGGUGAUAGAGUACGAUAUUCUUUUAUUUCGACGGGAGGUGAUACGUUUGAUAUUAGCAAACUCAUUGAUGAUAUUUUGGGUGAUGAUGAAUUAUUAAACAUAAACGAUUCAAUGGAUAAUCAAUCACAAUUAGAUCAAAACGAUGGUUCUGCAGAGUCAUUAAAAAUUAAUGCCAAAAAACAAAGACGGAAAAGUACAACACAAGAAGUUGAUAUUUUAGAGAAACUAAUGAUUAAUCAAAGUAAUGAAGAAGAAAUGGGAACUAAACUUGAUCAAGUAUUGAAAAAGGUUAAGGCUGGUCAAUAUGAAGGUGGUGAAAUUCCAAGCAUUACUUCUGCACUUCGUAGCAAUAAAAAUGAAAUAUCACAAACUUCACAAAGUUCACAAAAUUCACAAACUUCACCAACUUCACAAAAUUUACAAAAUUUACAAACUUUACAAUAUAAACACGAUAUCUCCGUUAGUAAUGCUGGAGAUAUAACAGGCGGUUUAUUACCUAUUACUAUUGAUAAUACCUUAUCUCAAGAUAUGAUUGAUAAACAAAGUAUUAUUGGGUCAACUGCCUCACUUUUAGAGAACGAUUGGGUUUUGUCAGAUGAUUUUGGGUUGCAAGAACUUUUAGUACUUGUUAGAUCAGGAGUAAACAUGUUGGAAAUUAAGCAAAGGAGGAGAAGCGGAUGGCAUUUACAUGAUGAUCCUGAAAAAAUUCUUGAACGGAUUAAUCCUGCAGAAAUUAGAGAUGAAAUUAAAUCAGUAUUUGAGAGUGUAAAUCAAGAACUUGAUAUGUUAGAGUUGGAAUUGGAUCGAAUGAUGAUUGAUGCUAUAAGAGUUUUUUAA